GUGUGUGUGUGUGUGUGUGUGUGUGUGUGUGUGUGUUUCAUCUUCAGCUUCUCUCCGUUAGCGCACAGACGAGCCGAAACGGGUGCGAGCUGCUGGAUCGUUCUGAAUCUCUGCGCGCGCGCGCGUGUGUGUGUGUGGAUGUUAUCUUACAUGCAAGCUCCUGGACUUUUGGAUAAAAACAGUUGAUUUCUUGAUGAUGAUGAUGAUGAUGAUGAUGAUGAUGAUGAUGAUGAAGAGGACUGUCUUGAUCGGUGUUGGCGCGCGCAGGUCGUUUCUCGUCCUGGCGGUUUUGUUCACGCUCCAGUCCGUGCGCGCUGCCCAUCAUCACCAUCACUGUAACGCACCGCUGCUCACACUUCUUCCUCCCACAUCGUUCCAGAGCUCCUCUGUCUCCUCACACAGACAUGCUGAGUAUUACGCUAAACUAAACAACAGAGAGGGAGGUGGUGGUUGGAGGCCUGAUCAUACAGACCACCUGCGCUGGUUGCAGGUUGACCUGCAUGAGAGGAUGGAGGUCAUCGCCGUGGCGACGCAGGGUGUGUUUGGCAGCUCUGACUGGGUGACCAGAUACACACUGCUGUACAGCGACACAGGAAGAGACUGGAAACAGUACAGACGUGAGGAUUACACUGGAGUUUUCCCAGGAAACUCAGAUGCUGAUGCUGUGGUCCAUCACAAACUUCCACACUCCAUACGGACACGUUACCUGCGAUUCCUGCCACAGGACUGGAGCUCAGAGGGAUGGAUUGGCCUGAGGGUGGAAGCGUACGGCUGCUCCUACAAGUCGGACGUGGCAGAUUUCGAUGGCAGGAGCGCUCUGAUGUACCGCUUCAAUCAGAAGUCCAUGAGCACGGUAAAGGACGUGAUCUCUCUGCAGUUCAAAAGCAUGGGAUCAGACGGCGUCCUGGUCCACGCUGAGGGUCAGAGAGGAGAUUACAUCACGCUGGAGCUGCACCGUGGACAUCUGGCUUUACACAUCAACCUGGACGAUGCUGAGGCCCACCCCCGUAGUGCUCAGGUCUCCAUGUCUCUGGGGAGUCUCCUGGAUGAUCAGCACUGGCACUCGGUCCAGAUCGAACGUUUCAACAAACAGAUCAACUUCACCGUGGACCGAAUAACACGGCACCUUCGCUCAGGGGGAACAGCGGACUCACUGGAGGUCGACUAUGAACUCAGUAUCGGCGGCGUUCCUCUGCCCGGAAAACCAGGAACGUUCCUGCGCAAGAACUUCCACGGCUGUAUGGAGAACCUCUACUACAACGGCGUGAACAUCAUUGACCUGGCCAAGCGCAAGAAACCACAGAUCUACAGUGUGGGUAAUGUGAGCUUUUCCUGCUCAGAUCCUCCAUCAGUCUCAGCCAUGUUCCUCAGCUCUCGCAGCAGCUUCCUACAGAUUCCGUUGGAUUUAUCGCUGAUGAUGGAGACAGAGAACGUGGAGACUCUCAGGUGGAGCGCCAGGUUCCAGUUCCGUACAUGGAACAGAGAGGCCAUGCUCAUGUGGAUCGGCCUGCAAGGGGCAGAGACGCUUCUGUUGCUGCUAAGCGACACACAGCUGAGGCUCAUACACCAGCGAUCAGCGCUACAGAGCUCCGAGAUCACUGUCGGCCACGGUCUGAGUGAUGGACUCUGGCACUCAGUCUCAGUGAAGCUGAACGGACUUCAGGCUUCUGUCUCUGUGGACAGCGAUUCUCCAUCCAGCAUGAUGCUCGGACAUCUCACACAACCCCAGAACACUGUAGUCAUCGGAGGAUGUCCAACAUCAUCAGCCAAUCAGGGCUGCCGGAACCCCACUCUGGCCUAUCAGGGCUGCAUGCGCUCCAUCGUGCUUAACAACCACCCGCUCGACCUGUACAGUGUGCAGAAAGGCCUUCUGGGUAACUACAGUGAGCUCCAAAUCGACAUCUGUGACAUACGAGACAGGUGUUUGCCCAGUUACUGUGAGCACGGUGGUGAAUGUUCUCAGUCCUGGAGCUCCUUCAGCUGUGACUGCUCUGGUACAGGAUACACUGGAGCAACCUGCCACAACUCCAUCUUUGAAGUGUCUUGUGAAGCACACAGAUUGGCAGGAAGCUCCUCCGGAUUUUUCUCCAUCGACCCGGAUGGCAGUGGGCCACUCGCACACACGGUUGUUUACUGCAACAUGAGUGAGGAGAAGGUGUGGAUGGUAAUUGGUCACAACAACUCCAUGCCGGUGAAUGUUCAGGGUUCGAAUUUUCAGAAGCCCCAUGUCAUGAAGUUGAACUACAGCGCAUCAUUGCAGCAACUUACAACCCUUUUACACAGAGCGCAGCACUGCCAACAGGAAGUGAUGUAUCAAUGCAGAAAGUCCCGCCUUUUCAACACCUGGGAUGGCACUCCAUUAUCGUGGUGGAAGGACAGAGCCGGAGUAAAGCGGACAUACUGGGCUGGGUUACUGCCCGGAGUUCAGCAGUGUUCCUGCAGUUUGGCUGAAAACUGCAUUGAUAUGAACCACUUCUGCAACUGCGACGCAGACCGGAGCUCGUGGGAGAACGAUACGGGUUUGCUGUCCUAUAAGGAGCAUCUUCCCGUCACGGAGAUGGUGGUGGGAGACACGAACCGAAGCGGCUCGGAAGCUGUUUACAGAGUCGGACCUCUGCAGUGCCGUGGAGACAGGUUUCUGUGGAACGCCGUGUCCUUCUAUCAGGAGUCCUCAUCUCUGCACUUCCCCACGCUGCAGGCUGAGCUCAGCCUUGAUAUCUCCUUCUACUUCAAGACCACGUCGCCCUCUGGAGUAUUCCUGGAGAACGUAGGGGUCCGAGACUUUAUCCGUGUGGAGCUGAGCGCGGCAUCUACGGUAACGUUUUCGUUGGAUGUGGGAAACGGUCCCCUGGUCCUGACUGUCAAGUCCCACGUCCCUCUGAACGACAAGCAGUGGCACCACAUACGAGCCGAACGGAACGUAAAGGAGGCAUCGUUGCAGGUGGAUCAGCUUCCUCUGCGCUUCCUGGAAGCUCCGCCAGAUGGCCACGCCCACCUGCAGCUCAACGGACAGCUUUUUAUCGGUGGAACCGCCUCCAGGCAGAAGGGAUUUCUGGGAUGCAUCAGAGCGUUAUCUAUAAACGGGAUGACCCUCGACCUGGAGGAACGUGCCAAAAUGACCCCGGGGGUGAGUGCGGGGUGUCCGGGGUACUGCAGCAGCCAGAAUCGUCUGUGCCACAACCGAGGACGCUGCGUGGAGAGGAACAGUGGCUACGUGUGUGACUGCACACACUCUGCGUAUGGAGGACCGCUGUGUCAGACCGAAGUUUCUGUGUCUUUCGAGAGUGGCACAUCAGUGACCUACACGUUUCAGGAGCCGUUCUCUGUGAUGCGGAACUCCAGCCGUCAGACAUCAUCCAUCUUUGCUCAGAGCAGCAAGUCUCGGGAAAUUGUUUCCUUCCGCUUCCUCACCAGCGAAUCUCCUGCCAUGCUGAUGACUGUCACCACGUACCAGCUGCAGUACCUGGCCAUAAUUCUGGCUCAUAACGGGAGUUUACAGAUUUGGUUUAAACUGAAGCAGGAGAAGGAGCCAGAUGUGUUUACAGCUUCACAUCACAGUCUCGCUAAUGGGCAACUGCACCGUGUUCAGCUGCACCGAGAGGGCAGGGACAUGUACGUCCAGGUGGAUAAGGAUAUGAGUCAGAAGUUCAGCCUCUCCACAGACCGAGAGUUAAACAUGAUUCGCUCUCUGACACUCGGCAGAGUCACCAGGCGUGAGGUGGACCUGGACGAGGAGGUGCUGCAGGCAGGAUCGAGAGGUUUUAUUGGCUGCCUCUCGUCUGUGCAGUUCAAUCACCUUGCUCCUUUAAAAGCAGCCAUUCUGAAUCGAGGAAGCUCAUUGGUCAGCGUGCUCGGGAAUCUGGUGGAGUCCAACUGUGGAGAGCUGGCUGAUAGAUCCCUCUCACGUUCACUGUCAGACCACACAGAUGGAGAGAAGCGAGGGAAAGAGCGUCUCAAAAACUUGGAGACAAGCGACACGGCCGUGAUCGGAGGUUUGAUAGCAGCGCUGCUGCUAGUCGUGCUGUGCGUUGUGGCAGUAAUGAUGCGUUUCCUGUUGCGUUUUCGACGCGAGAGUUCCCGUCAGCCUAAAGAGAAGGACCUGCGGGCUCAGCCGGAGCUCAGGGACAGCAGGAAAGAGUAUUUCAUAUGACCCCUAAACAACCCCUUUGGCCGAGUGACCCUAAAUCACCCACGCCAUUAGGGAGGACAGCAGGAGAGCCUCUAGUGCCCUCGAUCCUCGUUCCCUUCCUCCAUUAGCUCAAGCUUGUUUUGUUCCCUUGAUAAGCUCGACAGUGUGGACUGGAACAGGACUGAGCAGCGGAGAACAAAGCCAGCAUUUCAAGGGAGAAAAUAAUACUUUAUGUAUUAUUAUUAUUUUUAUUAUUAUUUAUGACCUUUGGCCUCAUGAACCCCUUGCUGAGUUUAGAGAGGAGAGUAGGAACUGUCAGGACACAGAUAAUGCUCUCGAUGCUUGUUUCCUUCCUCUCUUCCAUUCCUGCUAGGGCUAAUCGAGUGGAAUGGAACACAGACAAGCCGAUGGAGAACAAAGCUGAUGUAUGAAGGGAAGACAGGAGUGCAUUAUAUGACCUUUGACCUUUAAGCCUAAUACUGGACUCCACAGCAGGGAUUGGGACACAGCCAAGUAGACCACAUAGAGUGAAACAGUACUCCAUGUGACCUCCACACACACACACACACACACACACACACACACACACACACACAGUGUGGGGCUGCAGGGGUAAUGAGUUGACAUCGCAUCCCUUCGCAGGGACAGCACUAAUGGGACUCACACUUCCUGUAUCCACUUGAGCAGGUUUGAUAGAGUGUUAUCCAAUCAACACCCCACCCCACCCCACCUCACCCACCCACACCCACACCCACACACACACACUCACUCAUUCUGAAUGCAGAGUGAACAGCAGAACUGUUCUCAUCCACACAGCUCAGAUUAAUGUUUUGUGUGGAAUCGAGACUGUUAUUAAUAACCUGACUGCUCGAGUUAGUAAGAAAAGUAAUCAGAGUAUUAAUGUAUAUAUUAAUGAGAGGAUUAAUCAGUUUUAUGAGAGUAUUAUAAAAGUAUUUUGAGAGUAUUAAUGAGAGUAUUAAUUAAAGUAUUUAGAGAGUUUUAUUAUAGUAUCAGAGUGAAUCAGUUGAAAGUGGACACGUCUCUUCUUGUAAAAACGUCCAGAAGAGAAGGAAGCUGAUUGGUUGAGACGUCACAUCGCAUUCCCAUCACGUCAUCCAGUCCUCACAAGUCACAUGACCACGUUACCGUCCCUCAGUGGUGCUGUGAGACGUGUAAGAUGGUUUAUAGACUCUUUAUCAUGGUUCUGAUUUCCUACUAAAAUCUCUUAAGGAUUAUUUUUUGUCUCACCGGUUAGUGAUGACUGUUGGAAGUCACACAACAGACACAUGACACAGAACAUCAGCAUCAGCAUGAUGAGAGUCAAGUGGAAGGAAAGUGAAAGCUGUGAGCAGUUGAUCAUCCUGCUGCUUGAUCUGUUUGCUCUGGAGCUCUGCUUCAUUACACCUGAAGUUUCUUCUCCAGUGUGAGAUGAUUCAGCUGGUCUGAGAGCAGAUUUAUCACCUGUGUGACGUCCCACACUGAUGUUUUACUGAACAUCAAUCACAGCUGCAGCUUCAUCACUGACAACCUCCACUGUUCACUGCUGCUGUGACCUUUAACAUGUAGCACUUUGUCACCAAGCAUCAUGUUUAUUUAUUAAAGAAUUUAAUGUCCCGUUUCAGUUGCUGUUCUUACUCCAUAAAGAAGCGUAAACUCUGACCCUGACACUGGAGACUCCUUCACCACAUCAUACACACACAUCAUACACACACUUACUGAAUCAACUGCUGUACAUGUCCGGGUGAAUCAGAACAAGCGCAUUAAUGUAAUCCUGCGCUAAAUUUAGUCAGCAGCUUCUAACCAAUCAGGACCUAGAGCUGAAGAGCUAAAGCUGUAGAUGAAAUUAGAGAAGAGUCUCCUGACGUAGCUGGAUGGACCAGUGUGUCUGAGUGUGGAUCAGAGCAGCAUCUCAUCUCUUCCUCUAUGUUCUCUCACCGUGUCCACACUGAGACCUGUCUCUUCCUCUAUGUUCUCUCACCAUGUCCACACUGAGACCUGUCUCUUCCUCUCUGUUCUCUCACCGUGUCUGUCACAUUGCAGAAAGGCGGUCGUGUCAGAUGUGUAUCCAGAUGUGAUCUAUGCAGAUGUCAGCGUGUGACAGCACGGAAAUGACAAACCUGCUCUCCAAACUCCUGGAGAUCAAAAGCGCUGUCUGAUUGAACGCCACAUCCGUCUCCACAUGGAUAAACAUCAGACAUUUCUGAUUUCAGACCAGCAGCUUUUUUUCCCGUAGCUUCUGGGCUGAAGACGUGCAUCACAUCACGAUGGUUUAUAAAACAGAAACAUGAUAUAAACGUUGUCUGAGUGUGUCGGACAGCAGCGCUGUUAGGAGUUAACACUUCAGAUAUAAAGGAUACAGUCAGAGUUUAUCAGUCUGAGAGAUCUUUGUGUGUCAGGUCUUUUAUCACGAUUUAUCACUUAGUGGAUCAGUGAAAAACAGGAAACGGAUUUUUUUGCAAAACUGCACAACGGAUGAAGCGAAGGUUCGGACUUCACUACGUUAGCGAUGUUUUAUGUGCUUCUGUGGGACGUCUGAUGCUUCACAUAUUUGUGUGCAGCUUAAAAAUCCCAAAUAAUUAUGAUCACCUUUAAAAAAUCAGCGCAGGGGUGCCAAUAAUUUUUCUCUCAUUAUAAAAACCUGGAUUCCAUGAUGACUCAAAGCACACGCCCCCAUUCAUACACACCCCGCCCACUUUCUCCUUGCAGUCUGUUACUGCAUGGCCUCAUUUGCAUCCUGGAACCUGAUUGGUUCUUUCAAUUGAUGAUGUAAUAAGACUCUUCUGUGUUCGGCGCAGUGACGGUUAGUCAAACUGUUGUUGUAUGGCCUCAUUUACAUACCGGAACUGUCAUCAUGACAGAUGAUGUAAUAUACUGCUUCUGGGACAUGAUUGGCUGCAACCAUGUUUGUGCGAAUGAAAUAACAUGGAGACAAGGUUUUAAUCAGAUUUUUAAAUAAAUUAUAUGUAAAUUAGGCCCUGCGAUGGGUUGGCACUCCGUCCAGGGUGUAUCCUGCCUUGAUGCCCGAUGAUGCCUGAGAUAGGCACAGGCUCCCCGUGACCCGAGGUAGUUCGGAUAAGCGGUAGAAAAUGAAUGAAUGAAUAUGUAAAUUAGUUUUGACGCGGUAAAUUGAUUGGUGCUAGUGAAUUUCUCAGACCAGUGGAGAUUUUAAAACCAGAACGUAUACUCCAUUUAUUUCUGUCUGUGAUUAGUUUCCCUUUUAUUUAUCAAUUUGAAAUUUGAAAAAAAGCCAAACAGGCCACACCCACUAGCUAGCAGCAUUAGCAGUUUGACGCUGUGAAAUGAAGACAGGUGGCAACAAAGACAAAAUUGUUCAUGACUAAUAAUGGUGAAGUGUUAACCACACCCCCAACUGCAGGAAUCAGGAAUGAGUUUCUCAAACAUCAGAGACCACAGAUUGCCUUUAUGGCCUUUUUACCCCUGGUCACUUCAUGUGUUUUCUCUGAUCCGAUAGCUGUCUGAUUUGUUAAAACUGAUCCAUUUACAUUAGACCACAUAAAUGCGUCUCGGCGAAUCGGAUAUUGAUCCGAUCUUUCUAGUCCCGCCCAAAAUGCAAAUAUAUUUUACCUCAUUUCCGGGGUAAUUGAAACGGAUCACACUUUGGUGUGUGCGGUUUUCAGAACGCGAUCGAAAAGAAGACAUAAAAAACUGGUUACGACGGUUAUGUUACAAAAAACAGCGUUUACUGUUUGCUGCGUUUUCGCUGGCGGCAGCAGCGCAUUUUAAGACCCGACCAGACUAAAGUGACGUACUUCCGUUUGGGAGGAGUAUAGCGCUGACGUAUGUGGCUUGAACAAGCACAUUCAUUUACACCUGUCCAGUUUCAUCUGAAACGCGUCCCAGACCACCUCCUGAAGUGGUUUGUACCGUCGGAUUUAUAUCCGUCUCCAAAACUUUCAGAGGGCAUUUAGACCUGGUCUUUUUACCAUCGGAUAGCUAUCGGAUCACAGAAAACACAUGAAGUGACCAGGUGUAAAAAGCCCCUUAGAUGUUAGUGUGAGCUUCAUGUCAGACAUUUUUCCUACAUUCCUAGAAAAUAAGAGUGUGUUGUGUUUUUUGGAUAUUUAAGCACUCUAAGAAGGGUUCUCUAUGGGUUCUGCAUUACCCAGUGCUACUGCAGCGUAAACUGAGCGGCUAGCUAAAUAUCUCACACCCAGACACUCAAGUCCUGACUGCUGAGACAAACAGCUACACCAUGCUGCUGCUCUAAACAUUGCAAGUUGCUAAUCCUCUCACUCGGUUACGUUUAACCUUGUGAUCGCGGCUCCAUACGUGCUCUGUAUGGCGCGUUUAUAAUUCGAUAUGGUGUUUAUUUUCAGCCUGUUUUCUACGGCUAGAGCUGUAUUGUACAUACAUGUAAAUUUAUUACCAAUAAAAUGAAACAUUUUUACAAAGUCA
Molecule: messenger RNA, 8545 nt
Organism: Tachysurus vachellii
Lineage: Eukaryota; Metazoa; Chordata; Actinopteri; Siluriformes; Bagridae
Gene: cntnap5b
Product: contactin associated protein family member 5b
Exons: 24
Coding region: 194-4150 (1318 amino acids)
Source: RefSeq, a predicted model, not a curated record